GCCCAACAAAGAUGCUUUACUUUCUUACUUUCAGACCAUCUCUUUCAUAAACAAAAUUACUUUGCUUUCUUUUCUCUAGUGCUCUCUUCAUUCUCUUCUUCUUCUUCUUCUUCUUCUUCUUCUUCAGGAUUUGUGAGGUCUCUGAGACAUGGCUGGCUCAUCCGAGAACAGCAGCCAUUCGAGCUUUCCUAGUGCCGUCCUUAACGAGCGCAUUCUGUCGUCCAUGACCCAUAAGUCUGUUGCUGCUCAUCCAUGGCAUGAUUUGGAAAUCGGCCCUGGUGCUCCUUCUGUUUUCAACUGUGUCAUCGAAAUUAGCAAAGGCAGCAAGGUUAAGUAUGAACUCGACAAGGCGAGCGGUCUCAUCAAGAUCGAUCGUGUUCUUUACUCUUCGGUCGUGUACCCGCAUAACUACGGCUUCAUCCCUCGGACCAUAUGUGAAGAUGGUGAUCCCAUGGAUGUGCUUGUAUUGAUGCAGGAGCCUGUGCUGCCUGGUUGUUUUCUUCGUGCUCGAGCUAUCGGAUUAAUGCCGAUGAUCGAUCAGGGCGAGAAAGACGACAAAAUUAUAGCCGUCUGUGCUGAUGACCCAGAGUUCCGCCAUUACAAGGACAUCAAAGACCUUGCACCGCAUCGCCUUGCAGAAAUCCGUCGCUUCUUUGAAGAUUAUAAGAAGAACGAAAACAAAGAAGUUGCAGUCAAUGACUUCCUUCCAGCUGAGGAUGCCGUCAAAGCAAUCAAAUAUUCGAUGGAUCUUUACGCCGCCUACAUUGUCGAGGGCUUGAGGCAGUAAUUCAGCCUCAUCAAAAUAUUGCUUGCUAGUACUUGCAUUUAGCCCUCUAUGAAAAACAUGCCCUCAAAUGGGUUAUCACCUGCUAUUUUCUAUCCAUCUAUGUACUGAAGAUCGAACAUAUCAGUUACUACAUACAUUUCUAAUCAUAUCUGAACGGA
This is a messenger RNA of Dioscorea cayenensis subsp. rotundata (Guinea yam), 945 nucleotides long. Its product is annotated as soluble inorganic pyrophosphatase-like. The transcript is spliced from 9 exons. Gene Ontology annotation, cellular component: cytoplasm. The record is from RefSeq and is a predicted model, not a curated record. Gene Ontology annotation, molecular function: inorganic diphosphate phosphatase activity; magnesium ion binding. The coding region runs from base 149 to 787 and encodes 212 amino acids. Gene Ontology annotation, biological process: phosphate-containing compound metabolic process. Lineage: Eukaryota; Viridiplantae; Streptophyta; Magnoliopsida; Dioscoreales; Dioscoreaceae.